GGAGCACCCCGCGGUGGAUGCCCACAGCCCAGGGGGGUUUUGCAGGGAGGUGCAGGAUGGAACUCCUGCUGCUCUCUGUUAGUCUUCUAUUUGCACAAGCUUUACCGCCCAAUGGAACCGAACUACCAAAACCAACAGCAACAACAAACUCUACAGAGGAGAACAAUUUGCACAAGGACCUGCUGACUUCCAUGCUAAUUCUGCUCCUGGUCUUCAUCAUUUUCAUUCUGUUGGCGGGCUAUUUUUUCAGGUUCAGAAGACAUAGGAAAGCUGUGGUGAACUCCGGGGACAAAAAGAUGCCAAAUGGGAUCUUAGAAGAGCAAGAACAGCAACGGGUGAUGCUGCUCAGCAGGUCUCCCUCGGGCCCAAAGAAGUAUUUCCCUAUUCCGGUGGAAAACCUGGAAGAGGAGAUACGGAUGCGAUCGGCGGAUGAAGGGAAGCUCUUCCGGGAGGAGUUUAAUUCAUUAACAACUGGAUAUGUGCAGGGAACAUUUGAAAUGGCCAAUAAGGAAGAAAACAGGGAGAAAAACAGAUAUCCUAACAUCCUGCCGUAUGAUCAUUCCAGAGUGAUUUUGACCCAAAUUGAUGGGGUCCCACCUUCAGACUACAUUAAUGCAUCAUAUAUAGAUGGUUAUAAAGAAAAGAACAAAUUCAUAGCAGCACAAGGGCCCAAGCAAGAAACAGUGAAUGACUUCUGGAGGAUGAUAUGGGAGCAGAAGUCGGCCGUCAUCGUCAUGUUAACCAACCUGAAAGAGAGAAAAGAGGAAAAAUGUCAUCAGUAUUGGCCUGACCAAGGGUGCUGGACCUACGGAAACAUCCGUGUGUCGGUGGAAGAUUGCAUAGUUCUGGUGGACUACACCAUCCGCAAGUUCUGCGUCCAGUCGCUUCAUGACGGUUGUAAAGCUCCGAGGCUCGUUACGCAGCUUCACUUCACCAGCUGGCCGGAUUUCGGGGUGCCUUUCACGCCUAUCGGGAUGCUGAAAUUCCUGAAAAAAGUCAAAACGCUGAAUCCUGCCCACGCUGGACCCGUUGUGGUUCACUGUAGCGCUGGUGUGGGUCGCACGGGCACGUUCAUCGUCAUCGAUGCCAUCAUAGACAUGAUGCACGCGGAGCAGAAAGUGGACGUUUUUGAGUUUGUUUCAAGAAUCCGUAAUCAGCGUCCGCAGAUGGUUCAGACUGACAUGCAAUACUCCUUCAUUUAUCAAGCCUUACUCGAAUACUACCUCUACGGUGACACGGAGCUAGAUGUGUCAUCCUUGGAAAAACAUCUACAAACGUCACACAACGCAGCGCCAAACCUGGUCAAAAUAGGGCUGGAAGAAGAAUUUAAAAAGUUAACAAACGUUCGAAUAAUGAAAGAAAACAUGAGAACUGGCAAUCUUCCGGCAAACAUGAAGAAAGCUCGAGUCAUCCAGAUCAUCCCAUAUGAUUUUAAUAGAGUGAUUCUGUCAAUGAAGAGAGGGCAAGAGUACACAGACUACAUCAACGCUUCCUUCAUAGAUGGCUAUCGCCAGAAGGACUAUUUCAUUGCCACCCAGGGGCCGCUGCCACACACGGUGGAGGAUUUCUGGCGGAUGGUGUGGGAGUGGAAGUGCCACACCAUCGUCAUGCUCACCGAGGUGCAAGAGAGGGAGCAGGAAAAAUGCUGCCAGUACUGGCCGUCAGAGGGCUCUGUAACUCACGGAGAGAUAACUGUAGAAAUAAAGAAUGACAGUCUUUUAGAUGCCAUAAGUGUAAGGGACUUCAUCGUUACAUACAAUCAGGGCAACCAGGAGAAGCAAAGCAGGCUCGUCAGGCAGUUCCACUUCCACGGGUGGCCAGAAAUCGGGAUUCCUGCGGAAGGGAAAGGGAUGAUCGACCUGAUCGCGGCGGUUCAAAAGCAGCAGCAGCAAACGGGCAACCACCCCAUCACGGUGCACUGCAGUGCUGGCGCCGGCAGAACAGGUACCUUCAUAGCACUCAGCAAUAUCCUGGAGCGAGUGAAGGCUGAAGGGCUCUUAGAUGUAUUUCAAGCUGUGAAGAGCUUAAGACUGCAAAGGCCACACAUGGUGCAAACACUGGAACAGUAUGAAUUCUGCUACAGAGUGGUACAAGAUUUCAUCGACAUAUUUUCAGAUUACGCUAAUUUCAAAUGAAAAAUCCUGCCUUAUUUUUUAAUUUGUCUGUAUAAAUAGUUGUAUAUUCUGUUAAUUUAUUCAUGUCAUUUUGAUUGUUGACUUUACUGUAAAUAUGACCUUGCGUUUGCUCUAAAAGUUGCGUUUGCUGUAUAAAGUUAUUUCUUAAAUAUAAAUAUCUUCUAAAGCGAAAUAUAAUGUUCAUAUACAGUAUAUCACUAUAAGAUGGUAUAGAAAUCUUUAUUCUAAAUAACAUUAAAUUAAUUCCUGAGGGUCUAUUUCUUUGAUUAUUUUUUUCCCCACUUAUAAAUAUUUAUCAAGAAUGUUAUCUCCCAAUUCUUGAAACCUUACACAGGUGAUUUAUAUUUCAUACCAAAAAAAAAAAGGGAAUUAUGGUACAUAUGUUUAAGCUAAACAUGUUUUGGCCGUAAAUCUUCCUCCUUUGCUAUGAAAAUGUUUAUUUGGGGAUGCAUUCUGGUAACCUGCUCCUGCUUAUUUGUCAUUUAUUUCAGAUAGGCUCAUUAAAGGCAAAGAGACUAUCGGAGUGAAAAUGCUAUUAAUGAUAAAGGUAUCAGAAUGUGGCUCUUCAUGUGUAAUAAUGUACAGCCCAACUGGAAAAAUAUAACUGCUUUUAAAGUCUGUUUUGAAGAACCUCCAGAUUGCUGGCAGUUCUAUUUUGAGUCUUACUGUCAAUAAGAUAAAAUCUGUAUGAAUAGGAGAUUUGAAUGUUUGAUUUAAUGUAGCUUUCAAAGCCCAUUUAUUUUGCUCUUUCCUAAAUAUGACACCAGCUUAUAUCAAUUUAGAAGGACUGUAAUGGGAGUUUACCACUAUUUUGCAUAUCAGAAGAGUAUAUUUUGCAGCACUUGAACUUGUCUACUUGAAGAGGCUUUAUAGCCCUUGUCAGAAAUGGAUAUAAAGCUCCUCUGGAGGCACGUGCAUGAUUCUCUGCUUUGAGGAAAGGCAAAGGAGAUACUCUGUUGAAUCAAAGAAAAAGAGUUAAUUAACAGUAUUGGCUAAAAUUUUGGAAAAAAAAAAAACCAAACCCUAACCCAUUUUACUAACAGCAUAAUGCUAGCACCAUUGUGUUGUAGCAAAAAGCACCUCUAUGUUCUCACUCUCCCAUAGAUAUUAUCAAAGAAGGAAUGAUUCCUUUAUCUAAAAGGGGUAUAUGAUUGUGUAUAUAGAUAUAUUUUUAAUGAAAGUACUACUGAUAAUAUAAUUGGUGAAAGAAAGGUUAAAAGUCUUUAUUGUAGCCCUGAACAAGAUAUGCUUGGGGGUUAGAAAAUCCAAAAAUCACAGGGCAUCCGAAUGUUGAAUAAUUAAAAAGUAUAUCUUUUCCACUCUUUAAGAUGCAUAUAUGAAUUAAUGAGCACAAAGUAUGCGAAUAUGUACUUUAAUUACGUGACUAAUAUGCAAUAGUUCUGUCUCGUCCAGUCGGUUGGUUUUUUUUUCAAUGCAAACGUAAAAGCCUUAUUUAAAAUAAGCAACUCACACUGCUCGUUUCACGGUUGUUCUUGCACUAUUUUAUCCCAUUUUUCACUUCUGCUGAGAACUGUUCCAUCCCGAGUGGAAAAGGUGCAGUUCAGAAAGGUCUGAGCACACUGUUCUGAUCACUGCCAUUCCUGCUUCCUGUCUCCCCAUCCACGCACUCUGUAUUUAUUUGUACAGUAAAUUAUGCACUUAAAACAAAAAAAAAAAAGAUUGUUUAAAGACUAAAGCUUUGUCGCGAGUCGCUAUUAGAAGAUACACUCCAGACACAGAAAGUGUAAUGGAAACAAACACUGACCAAGUUUCCAUGACUGCUGCAUGCUAAAAUUUUAUCCAUUUUUUAAAAAAGCCAACAAAUAAAUUCUCUCCGGAGGGCGGUUUUCAGCACCAUCACUCGUAGCACAGGGAGACUCAACAAAAGUGGUUAAACCACCACAGAAAACAACGCACAGAAAUCCCCACCGUUUUCCAAAGCAGCAUGUUUUUCUGGUCUCCUUUAGAUUCCAGUGUUGGGAUUUUUGGUCUACAUUUGAAGAGUAAUUUCUCUGUUAAGGCAGCCUUUUUUGGGUCCCUUCAGUAAAAGGCUGGAUCCGGAGCUGCCCCCUCAGCCCCACGGCGGUGGUGGGUGGUGGUGGCUCUGGGUAGGAUGGAGUUCAAGCCCAAACAUCAAACACAAAGUGGGUACUCAGAUUUUUACUUGCUAACUAUGUAAAGAUAUCUAGGAGGAAACAGAAAUACCUAUAAUAUAUUUCAGAAGUCACAAAUAUAGCUAUGUAGGGACUUUUUUUUUUUUUUUAAAUAAUUUGAAAAGCUUGCUUUCCAGUUCUUUGUGUUCAGCCUGGUAACUGGGGAGCUCUAUCUUGAUAUAUAGAUAUAUAUGAAUUUUCUUUUAAAUUUUCCUCUGUUGCAUGGAAUUACUUUAAAAUGCCAAAUAGUCGAUUAGAAGUUGUACUUUCUGAUCUGUCUGUGGUUUUGGUCACUAUGUGACUCGACUGUCUGUUCUCAUGUGUUAAGGGAGGUUCCAGUUCACCCAAGCAUUUAAGCAAUGGUUUUGUGACAUCUUUAUUUCCCCCAAACAUUUAAGCACCGUAUCCUGGAGCAAUCCCUUAAGUGCUUUGCUGAAUUGGGCCUUAAUGAAGAAUGCAUACUGUAAUUACCAGUGUUUUUUAGGGUAUUUUUACGUAUCAGUUUUUUAAACUUUUAAAAUGAGCCUGACCACCCAUGUUCAGUAUUUUGAAAUGUUUUCAUUUCCCUAGUACCAUUUUUAAUGUAAAGUUCUUGAAACUUUUCUGUAUAACCAAAUUGUAUUUAAUUUGUCAAAUCUUUAUAAUAUAUGUAUGUAUUAUACAGUUUCACUAUUAUUAUUUUCUUUUAUUACAUUUAUAAUUUGAUCUUGCUGUGUUUUUAAAGCCGGUGAAUGUUGCUGAAUUAUUUGUAUAUGCAAAUUGCAAGAUCUAAUACAUUCUGAUGCAAGAACAAAGCUUCCUUUUUAUUCUCAA
Molecule: messenger RNA, 5101 nt
Organism: Calidris pugnax (ruff)
Lineage: Eukaryota; Metazoa; Chordata; Aves; Charadriiformes; Scolopacidae
Gene: PTPRE
Product: protein tyrosine phosphatase, receptor type, E
Exons: 20
Coding region: 18-2135 (705 amino acids)
Biological process (GO): protein dephosphorylation
Molecular function (GO): protein tyrosine phosphatase activity
Source: RefSeq, a predicted model, not a curated record